Molecule: messenger RNA, 665 nt
Organism: Elgaria multicarinata webbii
Lineage: Eukaryota; Metazoa; Chordata; Lepidosauria; Squamata; Anguidae
Product: apolipoprotein C-II-like
Exons: 5
Coding region: 176-505 (109 amino acids)
Biological process (GO): negative regulation of very-low-density lipoprotein particle clearance; positive regulation of phospholipase activity; lipid transport
Cellular component (GO): low-density lipoprotein particle; chylomicron; spherical high-density lipoprotein particle
Molecular function (GO): phospholipase binding; lipoprotein lipase activator activity; phospholipase activator activity
Source: RefSeq, a predicted model, not a curated record
UUGGUGUUUUGUAAUGUUUUCUUUUCUCUCCCGCAAGAGUGCCGUCCGGUAUAACCUGCUGAUCCAGAGAGAGACGGUACUGCUGCAGCUGGAUUGGGCACAGCGUCUGUAAAAAAAAAAAAAACUCCCGAGCCACCAAGAAGAAAGAGCACAGGGCAUUUUUCUACUGAGAGCAAUGAUUGUGAGAAUGGAUCUGCAAGUACUGGCUCUAUCGGUCCUGUUACUCCUUUUCUGCUCAGAAGUUUCCAGCUACCACCUGCAAAAACGAGAUGCUCCAACAGAGACUCCAACAGAGGCCCCGAAAAUGUUCAGCCAAGUUCAUGCGGCGGUCAGCGGGUUCUUUGAUAACGUCUCCAGCUCAUACCACGGCUUUAUAGACAGUGUCAAAUCACUGAGAGUUCCUGAGAAAAUCCGUGACUUUUAUGAAGGCAGUGUGGAAUAUGUCAGCACCUACGGACGCAUCAUUUCUGACCAGGUCGUCCAUUCAUUCAACGACUCUCCUUAAAUUGGCUCAACAUCUUCCCCUCUAUGGAGACUUCUAUGGAAGUUUCACAAGUUGGUUCUCCCUAUCUUUCCACACACACCCAUACAUUUUGGGUAUGGAGAUACUUUCCUGCUUAAGCAAGUGAAUAAAAUUCCUUUCCUGCUACAGCAUACAAGAUGCA